This is a messenger RNA of Anneissia japonica, 1465 nucleotides long. Its product is annotated as argininosuccinate lyase-like. The record is from RefSeq and is a predicted model, not a curated record. The transcript has 4 exons. The annotation marks the transcript as partial. Gene Ontology annotation, molecular function: argininosuccinate lyase activity. Lineage: Eukaryota; Metazoa; Echinodermata; Crinoidea; Comatulida; Comatulidae. Gene Ontology annotation, cellular component: cytosol.
UGCACUGGUUUUAUGAUGACUACCAAAGGACUUCCUAGCUCUUUCAACAAAGAUCUCCAGGAAGAUAAGGAGGCAACAUUUGAUGUCUUUGAUACAAUGGAAGAUGUUAUUAGAGUGGCAACCGGUGUAAUAUCAACACUUUCAAUUGAUCGAGAGGCAGCUUAUAAUGCUUUGAGUCCAGAUAUGCUGGCCACCGACAUAGCCUACUAUCUUGUGAGGAAAGGGGUUCCUUUUCGAGAAGCUCAUGGUUUAUCAGGUUCAGUGGUGGCGCUGGCAGAGAAAAAGAACUGUGUGAUGUCGUCGCUAUCUCUUGAUGAUAUGAAGACUAUUAGUUCUUAUUUUGAAGAAGACGUGAAUAAGGUGUGGAAUUAUGAGAACAGCGUUGAGCAGUACACCUCCACAGGCGGUACAAGCAAAGCAAGCGUAUUAGCACAGGUGGAUCAACUAAGUACUUGGUUAGAGGAUAUGAAAGCCAAGUAAAAGGGAACAGCUCAGUGGUUGCAGGAAGGGCUUAAGGGCAUACCCCCGCCUGUCAAACAUCGCCCAGUUUUCCUAAGAGAAAGGGGUUUACACCAUUGAACUGCCCUCUGUCCUAUCAGAAGGUUCUUUCCCUCCAACUCCCCCACCAAUUGAUUUUAUAUAAAUUACUAUACUUUUAUUCAUUUUGAUAUCUGAAAACUACAGUGUAGUUAUUACCUCCAUCAAGAAGGUUAUGUAUUUAUCUGUGUGUUAUAUGUGUUUGUCUGUUUAGCAUAAAUAAACAAAAACUAGUUUAUUAAUUUGGUAGAUAAGGGUCUACUAAGGAAUCAUACUUUUGAAUUAGCAUGUCAUAUGUAUAGUUAAUAAACCAAGAAAGGUACCCAGAAAUUUCACUUCAACUUCGGAUGUCUGCUUCUGUUGCUUGGCUACUUGUGGUUUAUAAAAAUUAAAAAUAAAUGCUUUCUGAUCAUAAUGAAAUAGGGGUAUUAUACAAAAAUGUAUGUAUGUAUGUAUGAUGGGGCCGAUCCAGAGAAAAGUCUGGGUAAGGACGUGCGAAGUGCAGGGGAUUCGGAGUAGGCCUACAGUUCCACACUCCCCUCUUUAUUUCUCUCUUCUUUGGAGGGCUUAGCCCCUGUUGGCCCCUGAUUCUGCCCCUGGUAUGAUUAAAAGUAACAAGUAUUUUUGAAUGAUUAAAAGACACUCAAAAUAUAAGUAACAUUAACAAAUCUUUAUUAUGCUUAUAUACAAACUUUACAUCAAUUCUUGGUAAAAUUUUAAAAAUGUUCAGUAACAGACAUAAAAGAAAUUGGUUAAUUAUUGAAAUUAUGUUACAUUUUUACAUACCAGGUACAGUUUAAAGUUCUUGCCAAAUAUCUUCUUUUUAGAAGAAUGCACAAUUUCCUAGAGCAUUAGGUUACAAAUAUAUCAACAAUAAAAAAGUGUACAUUGUUAAAAUGUGUAAUAAAAACAGUUAUGUGUGAAAGUC